Vitrella brassicaformis is the source of this 12550-nucleotide messenger RNA. Lineage: Eukaryota; Vitrellaceae. The record is from the annotation of a GenBank genome assembly.
CAUGAUUCAUAGCCGAUAGAGUCUUCGGUCAGCUGCACGUAUUCGUCACCAUCCCCCAAGCAAAAAAACUUGUGUAUACUGCACAACACGCCAACACGCAGUGUCCGGUGGCGUUCCUCAGGCCAUGUCAAAAAACGACACGACUGGGGAAGGACCCACACCGCCUCUAUACACACAGGUCACCAAACGUCCAGCAGAGAGCAGACAGACAGGCUAAACGAGCAAGACAGCCAAGACAUGGCCAUGUACAUCCACUCGUAGGUACGCAGAGCAGCACUGGAAAUGGGGUGGCCUCAUCCUCCUUGGCUGGCAGCGAUGCGCUGGGCUCUUUCGAAGAGUGCGUUGCACUCGUCCUCCAGCACCGCUCCCCGCACCAGGGUGGGCGGCUUCCUGAACGACUCACGAAUGACCGUCCUGACAUAGACAGCACCACGGUGGGGACAAGAAGAGGUCAGGAGUGGGCAUUCCUUCUGCUUACGAGGUGCUGAUUUGGAUCUGGUUGUAGCCGUACUGGGUGAGCUUCUCUGAGAAUCGGAAGACACGCAAGGUGACGGCAACGGUGCAAUGCGGCAAUGCAUGAUUCACACUUCAGGAGUACUGACCGAUGCUGGUGCCGUAACAGAUUCGAUGUAUGUUGCCCGUCCACUCGAUGGCGCUCGCGCACAUGGCACAUGGCUCGCCCGUCGUGUAGAGGGUGACAAAGCGGCCGCUCACCUUCCCAUUCGUCUUCCUGACAGGCACACACAGGCAGACAGACUCUCCCAUACACGUGAACGAUUGUGUGCUUCUUUGCUAUGCACCUGAGAAGCUUCGCGAUGGUCGUGGUUUCGCCGUGGUAGAUGGGCCUGCACAGAUGGCACACGAGCAUUGCUCAGGCGUCAUCCUGCGUUUCGUCUGUUGUGCGUAUUCUCACCCGAUGUAUGGCGGUUCGUUGUUGUGGCCGCGCAUCAGCUCCACCAUCUCUCUGUCACUCGUCUCAUCCACGAUCAGACAGCCGAAAGGGAAGCGGGGCUGCUUCUCGCCUUCAGAGAUAGCUACUCUCAUGGCCCUCUCGUCGUAGGGUCGCACCAACAUGUUCUCAUCGGUGCCAUCUGCCAUCUCGCGGCCCAUUUGUCGCGUUGCCUGCUCCAGGAUGCGCAUGGGGAAUGGCAAAGGCGGUUCCGACAGAUCUGCGAGCUCAGCGAUGGUGCGAAUGAUCGAACUCAUUGCACGCGCGCAUUUCGAGCGAGCGCUUCAUUGACCCAUAAAAUCGAUUAAUAACAUAGCACGCACCACUCAUCACGUAUUACGCAAUCAAGCCCCCUGUGCGAGCGAGGGGCUGAGAUCCACAUCUAUCUCUCCUUCCUCUUUUUCCCCAUUCGAGACCAGGAACCCAUGCAGUUUGCGAAUGUGCAUGCACAGAUCCGCGUACUUCUCCAGCCGCACCGUCGGAGCGUCUUGGCCCACGGACAUACCGAACACUCUGCACAAAACACAGCAAAAGAGGGAGAAGCAGGUGUGCUUUCUAUCGGUUGCCAUGUGCGUUUUCAUGUGCGCGAGACUCUCUUGCCUGUAGAGUAUGUAUUUGCUUCUCUUCUGGAGGGCGAAUCGGAGCUCGUUCAUCGACAGGUCGAUGUGUUCUUUCGUGCCGCGGGAAGUCGAUUUCACUUCGACCACUUCGCAAAGACGCAACUGUAGCAACCAUGACGACAAGGCAGACAGGACACAAUGCAUGUACGGAUGGGGCCAGCCCGCGUGCCGCUGGUGGUGCCUCCCCGCGUACCAGCUGCUCGUCGUCAAGAAGCUGGCGUAUGUGCAUGAUGGCCGGGCAUCCUCGUGCAACCACAAUGUCGAAGGGCAGACCGCUCUCCUCCUCCUCGUUGACCCAUAUCACGCAGCUCUCGUCACGGCCAGCCUCCUUCUCCACAUCUCUCAGGUACUCGAACACAAUCCUCUCGCCCGCACGACCGAUUUCACCUCGCGGGUCCUCUCCAUCGACCGCCAGUUCAACUGCCGUCUCGCCCUUGCUGCUGUGGUUGGCCUGGUAGAUGUCCUGCACGAGCUUCUGCAGCCCACCCAGCUGCAUUUGCUCCCGCGUCAGGUCCCUCUCGUCCGCAAUGCCAUGAUACACCCCACCACGCCCGUGGCAGAUCUUCGAUCUCCGCAUCUUCCUCCGGAUGCUUUGAUCACGGAAUAAGUUGUCUUGCUGGUCAUGUUGCUCGUGCUGGUGCCGACUGAUACUGCCGCCUCCCCUCCCCCUCCCCCUGGCUCUGCCUCUCUUGGCUCGGUCCAUCAGGUUGGUCAGAUGACUCGCCGACAGCUCAAAGGACACCGCCUCGCCGUACUCAGGAACCACCAGCGGCGCUGGAGGUGACUGGUGUUGCCGUGGCUGUUGGUCACCUUCUACGUCAGCCACUGCACCGCUGCCAUACUGUCUUUUGAAGCUCUUCGGCAGGCGCUUGGGCCUGUCGUCAUUCUGAUCUGGCUGGGCGGGAGGGUCCUCUGGCAGCUGGCCCUCGAGCAGUGUGCCGACACUCACAUUCAGAGGUUGCUGGGACAGCGGGUCGAAGGGAGCCGCUGUCGGGUUGAGGGUCGAGGCCGCGCUGACGCUCUCUGCCUCUGCGGCGUUGUCACUGGAUUCGUCUUGUGGGUGUUUCUGCUUGGCGAGGGAGGCGAGAAGGUCAGCGUAGCGCUGCAGGGGCGUGGGAAGACAUACGCUGGCGGGCAGGAGGACCUCUGGCUCGUCGGACGGAGGCGCAAGCCAGUGGCUGGGGGCCUGACAGAAAGAGAUGGAAGCAAUGGGAGCAGAACUUUGUGAAUCGUCGUCCUGUUGUGAUUCCAUACCUGAACUGGUGAUGAGGUGUGCUGGAUGGCACCUCGUAGCUUGUCUCUGAACUGCUUGGCGCAGAGUGCGCCUGACACGAAAGUCACGUCACCUCCUUUGCCGCUCUCCACCAGCUGCAGCUUCUCCUUCAUCCUGGCUGAGUCGAAUGCCGUGCAGACGAAGUCACUAAUCGCUUGCAGACACCGCGUCAUGUGUUUGGCGACGUCGCCCCAGAGCUCUGGGGGGCUACCCCGUGGCAGCACGCUGCCUCGCGCCAGCACGUCGACCACCUUGGCCGUCAGCUGCCCAGCCACGGCCUUCAGGUACUUCUGCAGCCCGUCGUUGCUGAGCUUGUGCAGAUGUCGUGAUGAGUCCCAGUCACUCGGCGUGGUGAGAUAGACCUUCGCACCGUCGCACGCUACAGAUGUCUCCAUUGUGGUCACAGGAAGGCUCGCCCCAUUGACGGGAAGGAAGACGCUCUCCUUUACUCGCCUGCAGAAGACGACCUCAGAGGGGCAGUUGUCGGCCGACAAAAGGCCCCAGAGGCACAUCCUUGUCCGCUCGAAAAAGGCGUCGGCCUCCUCCCGCCGGCCAAUGCCAUGUAAGAAGCUAUCCGACUGAUCGACUCGUUGCCGAAGGGCGCCCUCCACAGCAUGGAUCAACAGCGCCAGCACGUCGGCCGCCAGCAGCUCGGCAACGUCACCAACUUGGAGUGCGCAGAAGCGUUCGUCAGUCGGCUGCAGAAGCGGCGAAGAGGGCCCGACGUGUCUGAGCAGCAUGAAGGGUCGGGUCGCCAAGUCACUGGGGUCGAUCUUCCGCUGCGCCACGGUGGACAAGCGGGGCACAUCCAGCGCCUCCAGCAGGGGAAGCAUGUUCUCGUCGGAAGUCAAGCGAUCACGUGCAGCGCUGCCUCCGCCAAAGAGGACAAUGGGCUGGUCUGCGUCACUUGGCGGCUGAAGGGCCUGUCGAUGGAAGGCAGGGUCGAGAGGCGCCGAGGCGUCGAGGAGGUCAUCGAAGAUGACGCGGUAGCGGGUCAGGUCGACGAAGCCCUUUGCGACGUUGCCGACGUUGUGAUCGAAUGCGCGCCAAAUGCUGAAGAGCACAGGGGGAACACUGUGUCCCAAGGCCACUUGCUGGCUGAUGUGCAGGUUACCUUGCCUCACGCAGACCGCGACUCAGUUGAGGUCUGCCAUCAAGAUUCAGGUGGCCUUCCCGCGCUUGGGUGGAGAGCUCCGCCAAGAGCCUGUAGAUAUAGGGGAGACGAAAAUAUGUGAAUACUCUGUCGUAUUCCGCGUACCGUUUUAUUUCGCCGAUGACUACAUCUCUGCCCUCCCGAAACCUGCUCUCCGGUGAGUGAAUCAACCUCCCUCCCAACAGCUCAGGCUUCGCAUAGUCUUCCGGCGUGCGAUGACAGCCAGCCUUCUCAAAAAACGGCGCCAGAUCGAUCUCGUAGUAGUGGUCAAGAAAUCGGAAGCGCGUCAUGGCUUGCUCGUAAGAGAACCUGCCGUGUCGGCGUUCGUUGUAGCCAGGUAUGCCAGACAUAAGGAACGUCUCCACAGAUGACUUCCACUCGCCGUCAAACUCCUGGAACAACACAUACGGAGCGGAAAUAUCGCAGUUGCACGUCUAGAGAUCGUUUCUCGUCCGUGACGGCUUACUUUGUCAAGUUUCUUUUUCGCCCACGGCCUCUCGAUGGGGACCCAGAUGCCGCAGUGUUUGUCAAAGAAAUCGCGAAUCUGCAGCACAUCAGACAAUUGGUAAGAAGAUGUGCACGAUGUCUCCUUGCUCAGUCACCUCUCUGGCAUCCUCCAUCCUGUCCAACAGGCAAUAGACGCCGGACAUCACCCCAAGAGUUGUCCUGAUUGGGGCACCAGCGUCGUCCUGACCGUCAAGUGGACGAGCGCCCCAAAGCUUCAAGAGAGACAACACGGGCCCUGGGUGGUCGAGGCUGCUCUGCACCCCCAGAGCAGUCAGCGUCGGCUCCAUCUCGGCAAACGGCCUCCCGGAUCGAGCCAAGUAGGGCGCGAAUUUCUGGAAGAUCUGGACCACCGGACGCUCGGGCAGCCACAGGUCCGAUGGCCGAUGAAGCGUUCCUCUGUCCGAAGGGAGCCACGGCAGGACUCGAAGAAGGACGAAGAAGGAUGAGUGAAGCUCCGCACCGGCGGCGGACUUGACCGUGCUCACGCUGUCGAUCUCGUCCUUGCACGAGUGCAGCACGGAGAGGAGCCGCAUCAGCCUCUCCUCCACCUCCCGUGACACUUGGCCGCCCGUCAGUCCGACAGCAUCCACCUCAUCGGAUCGCCGGACUGCCUCUUCGAUGGCCGGCGAGGGAAGGAGUGCCAUCAGCAGACGCUCCAAAGGCACGCACUGGAAGUCCUUGAUAGUGCUAGUGGCCGCACCGCUGUCCACUCCUUGAGGACACAGCUGUUGUCGCCAGACAGCUCGAGUGAUGCACUCGAAGGGCCCACCCUCCUCGCCAACCGAAGGGAACAGCGAAACUCUCCGUGGCAUGACCCAGCAGAACCGCCGCACACCUAUCUCCUGCAGGAACCUGGCCCACUUCUCGCGUGUGUCGUCCCUGUGCGGAUGCCCGCCGGCAUCGAGGUACACGGGGUGGAUGAGCAGCCAAUCAAUGGGCGCGUCGGGGGGCUCAAGGCCAAACACAUCGACGGUGGGAUCAAGCGUCUUCGAGAAGAGCAUUGGCGAGGUGAGGGGGCUGGCCAGCACCAGCUGGACGUCAGAGUUGGGCUCGUCAGUGGGGAUCGGCUUCAGUCCAGCGGGCAGCUCAUCAUGUGGAUUGAGAGUGCGGUAGGUGCAGAUGAGGCGAAGGGACACGAGGAGUUUUUCGACAGCGUCGCGAUUCGGUAGCGAUGCAAGAGACUCGUGGCCGCCGAGGUCGUGGAGAUAGCAUGCGACGCUGGCCCACACCUGCACAUCACCACACCACCAACGAGAGAUGUGCUUUGUCGGUGCGUCUGCUUGGUGGUCUAUUCACCUGGGCGUCCGGCUCGUCAUUCAGGUGCUGCGCAAGGAAGGCGAUCAACAGCUCAUCCGUGGCGUGUUUCACACCAAACCUGUGGCAGAACACACAGAAAUUUCGGUGCGCCCAUGAUGUUCCUGUCGCUACCUGCUUACCGUCCGAGCAGUUCAACAAUCCGUGCCUUCUCAUCGUCUUCCCUCCCCGCCCACAACGCCGGGUCGACAGUGGGCAGCUGAAUCUCGAAGGCGUACUGCGACUGGUGGGUCUCGGCACACCAGUGCACGCCACAGUUGCGCCACAGAGAGAACCUCUCGGCAUCAUGCUCCCCCUCCCAUCGCGGCAGGAAGAGCUGACACGCGUUGGCCGCCAUGCGGUGUCCUCCACGGAUGGGCACCAGCGGCAGCCCCUUCAUCUGCUUCAUGUGGGUGGCCUUCUCCUUGGUGUUGUGACGCGUGCCGGCGAUGGAAACGUGUAGAAUGAGGAAGACCUUGCCGAGCCAGUCGAUGGGCUUCUCCACCAGUUUGCCCGCCUCGUGAAGUCGCACCAGGUAGUUGAAGAAGAACGACGCUGAGCCGACCUCCAUACCCAGCUGCCGCCCCCUCGUCUCAAUGUUGCCUUGUCGCUCGAGCAGCUGGGCGAUGGCGCGAUGCACAUACUUGAGCCCCAUCGACUCAUAGAGAUCGGCUGGGGGGAUGAUGCUCAUGAGAUCAUCGAGGCUGCCCGACGGCACCAGCAAGCAGCUGGAGGGCUCAUGCCACUCGCCGUCGGCCGUCAGCACCCACGCAAUGCCCUUCUUGAGUCGGGACUGGAGACCUUCGACAACCGGGCGGUACCAGCUGCUCCUGUCGACCGACAGGUCGGGGAAGAGAGGCAGCAGGCGGAAGAGGAAGUCGGGGGGCAGGUGGGUGUCCGGAUUGUCGCUGGCCAUGGUGCUCUUGAGGACGAUCACGGUGUCGACCAUCAGGGAUGCGAACUCGUCGCGGAGCCACAGAUUCCACACGUUGUCCUCCUUCACCGUUUCUCGGCUGCUCGUGACGGUCCAGUCGGCCUGCAGCGUCAUCUUCAUCGGCCGAGCGGUGAGAGGCAGGUAUGCACACACCGGCUGGUGGUCCAUUUCGCCGUCAGCCUUGAGAGGCACUGCCACUUGAAUGACGGUAGGCUCCACCCCAUCGUCAUUUUCGCUCUGAUCCUCACUCUUGAGCCGCCACGCUGUUAGCGUGGGCAUCCUCUGCUGCCUCACGACCAGCCAGUCCUGGUGCUCGUCAUCCUCCACCAAACGAAUGAUCUCCGCGUCGGUUUCGACACUCAGGCAAAGCGACGAGGUGGGCAGCUGGGCACGGUCUUGGCGCGCGAGCCUCCGGCGAAUGGCCGUGACUCGGUUGACUAUCGACAGCUGCCGCAGUCGAUUCAAAAAGAGCAGAAGGGGCGGAUGGAUGUUGCCGAGUUCCCUGGCGCAUUUCUCGAGGAAGGACUGCUGGUAGCGGUUGUGUUCCUUGAAGGGCAGGUCAAUCAGCGUCGUCCAGCUGUUGGUGGAGGCCUUGAGGCGCGUCUCGCGGUCGACAGUGAUGUCGAAAAGGAGCUCACCAUCCGACGGCUCCACAACGGGGUCUUGGCCUGAACACACAUCAGAUCACACACAUAUGUAAGCAGCACCAGUAUCGAGCUCCAUCACUCCACCCCCUCACCGUGAUGUGGCAGAAUGUAUCCAAGCCGCUUAUCGGAUGCAUCGAAGAAAAGUGAGAAGCCAUUCGAGCAGAUGUGGGGCGUGUUGCUGACACUGAACACGGACUUGAAGCCAAUGCCCUUUCGCCCGAUGAGCCCGCUCUCGCCCCUCUUGCGUGACUUGGUCGACGAGCCGACGUCACAGAUGGCGCGAAUGUUCUUCUCCUCGAAGCCCUUCUCGUUGUUGAACAGCCGAAUGCCGUCUUGAGAGAGGGUGAGCUGGAGACUGGGUAUGACGCCAUCAUCAUAAUGAUUAUCGUCCGCGUUCUGAAUCAGCUGCACACACAUACAGGACAGGGAACGGAUACUAGUGCUGCCCGGUGCGGUGUCUCUGUGUGUGCAUUCACCAUCCGACUCACCUCAAAGACAAAGUGAAAGUCCUUGUCGUAGAGGUCGGUGCUGAUCUUCUGCAGCAUCCUGCCCUGCCGCUUCUGGGCCUCGUCGAUGCUGUGCUCGACGUGCUUCCGCAACUCGGCCGACAUAUGCACGUCCCGCAACUGACUCUCCAGAUCAAGGUUCGAUCGGAUGUCCUCGAUCACAGCCCUGAAAACGAACAAGAAAUCGGCGUCAUGGGGGUUGUUCUCGCCAUGUGACGUGUUUCUCCCUACCAGCACUUCUGUCGCUGUGCAUUGAAAGCAGAUGGCUGGAUGGGAGCCUGAAGUUUCUCGAGCACAUCUGCUUCAUCAGGCGGCUCAGCGCUCCCACCGUCUUCUUUUCUCACAUUCACCGCCGGAGUUCUGCUCUCUGGCCGCUGUGUGGGCGCCUCAACCGCACUCAUGUGCGAGCUGCUGUUGGAAUACGACAACUCCUGAGCCACGUGCGUUGUAUCAUCGGCCGCUGUAGCCCCCUCACGCAAGGCCUCGAUCCACACAGGCAGAUCCACCGCGUACGACACCGCAAAGAGCCGCUGCUGAGCCGCAUGCGGGAGCCGGCGGACAAACGGGUCGCUCUGCCUCUCCCAAUCCGGCAUGAGCGCCUUAAGCGGUGCCAGCAAGGACGGGUGAAUGAUGUCGGACGACAUAGCGAUGGGUGGGGGAAGGGCCAGUAGGAGAUCAAACAGAGUGCGCUGGAAGAGCGGGAUCGACGUGCUGACUGUGCCGUCCUGCUGCUGCUGUUGUUGUUGUUGUGAUGCCGCCUUGAGGUUGGCCCAGAAUGUCUUGAAGGAAUUGGCCAGCAGCUCGGACGAGGUCAGGUUUCGCACUCCGCCAUUGGCGCAAAGGAAGGACGUGAAGUGAGAGGCCAGCCACCUGGAACAGCCAGAACGACACAAGGAGUCAUAAGCUGAUAGGUGAAAGACGUGUGUGCACCACUCACGUUGGCUUGUGGACAGCAUUGCGGUCUUCCAGGGCUCUGUAUAUGUCGGCCUUGUCACGAAUUGCGACUUUCACGAAAUGUCGGGUGCCAGUGAGGGGAUCGACACAAUGCAGCGCCGACACACACCUCUCAGCCAGGGCAGACCUGCAAUGACAAGAGAAUCGGACAGACCCAUCUAGCGGUCGUCACAACCUUCUGACCUGUGCUUCAGGAUGAAAGUUUCUAGCGGCCCGUGUGUCCGCUGCAAGCGGAGUGGCCACAGGAGUGCACUGCCGAUGCUCUCGAGCUCAGGCACCCUCCCCGACGCAAUCAGGUCAAUCACCUCCACCUCACUCAAGCAAGCACUCUCCUACAGUAGGCACAACCACAUCAGCAGUACAGACAUGGCUGUGUUGACCAGCAUUCCAUCGGUGCAUGAGUAAAUUAACCUUGUCGAGUGUCGAGGGAGGAGGUGCCAACAGACUGCCAAACACGAGACCACUUGCUUCUCCCACCUGGGCCUGUAAUAUAUAUUUGUCCAUGCAUGGACUUGUUGCUCCAUCUGGUCGUUUGCUUCGCUCUCACCGUGUCGUUCAUGUCCUGACUGGCCUCUGCGAUAUGCAUCAGGCUGCUGACAGGACCACAUCGAAGCCACGCCUCCUGCACCAACAGACACAAACAGAAUCGUGUUGCAUCACUUCCGAAGACCAAUCAUCGCUCACCUCUUCAAUCCUGAACUCGGCGCACAAAGCACUCGUGACGGCCUCACCAGAAGCAUCCAGGCCGUGUGUUGACGUGGCCGCGCCAUGCUGGUGCAGAAAGUGAGUCACGAGCGGCAUGGAGGGCAGCGAGGAAGGCUCGUCGAGUGGGCCGAGCGUCAAGUCGAAGCCCUUGUCCCUGAGCGGCUUCUCGUGCUCGGCGAUAAACGAUACGAAGCCAAGCGGGUACGCUGACGCGAAAACGUCAUGCUUACUCUGAGAAUGGGAAGCAAAGCAGUGACAAAGUGGAUGUGUGACAAGCGUCACGGGUCAUCGUCCACCUGUUCAGUGAGCUGCUUGUGAAUGUGGGAUAUGGCUCGCUGCAGCACGCCCCACGACAGCGGUGACGACACCUCACUCAAGUACGCCAACAACAGGUCGAAGACCUCAGCUGCACACGGAAGCAAGACACACAAAUGUACACGGAACCAAUGUGGUGUAUAUCGUCUCACCUUUGAGCUGCCUCUGCGUCUCUUCGUCCUCGAAUUUAGACACAUGAACGUGGGCGUUGAGCUGACGGAAGAGGAGCUCCUCGUGCAGCGAUGGGCCUGCCGCAGUGCUGUCGGAAGCCUGGAGGCGAACCUCGUCGCCGGCCUGAGAGGGCAGCGGCGCAGCGAAUGCCGACUCGACCUGACUAGUGAUGUCCUUGUACUGAGACAAAAACGCCAAAAACGAUGCCUGAAAGGACACAAAAAGUGACAGCACAAAGCGGCAUGAAGGACAGAUGUGUCAGCGGUGCCGCACCUGGCGGAGAUGAGGAAACUGCUGUGCUGCGGCACUCUCGAGCUCACACAGCCACCCAACCACCCCCUGCCGAUCAGCACCUUGCUCUCCCAUGGUCACCCGCUCGGCCACUGCCGACUUGAGCCACUCGUACGCCAUCUGGUUCACUAUCUCACGACUUGUCUGCUCGUGACGAACGGUAUCACCCUCGGUACCACCAGGGCCAGCAGCAGACAUGGUGUUCAUUCGGCCCGGAAGGGCGACGGGCGACUGCUCUGCCGAUUCAGGCCCGUUGCACACAGUUGAGGACUGCAGUGAGGGAUCUCCCGAAGACUCUGCCGGCGCCGUGGGAUUAGGCAUUGGUGACGCCGGGAGGGAGGGCGGCACGUGGGAUGGGAUCGAGGGGCUGCUGACGCUCGCCGGAUGCUCCUGCUGCUGCCUGUAGGCGAAGUAGAGGAGGGCGCCUAGCGCACAGUAGGUAGCAGGGGAGCAGACGUAGCUCUCGACGAGCCUUGCGACGGCCUGCUCGGCUGCCAUGUCCGGCUGCCCGUGGAGCAUCUCAGCAAACUCGCGACCGAUGCGCUGCGCGUAUUGCUGAUACUGAGAGGGGUCGGCGGCAACCUGCAGGAAAGGAAACAACGCAGGGCGGGUCUGACGGCGGCAUUGAACCGUUGUGCGGGUUUGCGAGUAUGUGUUGUACCAUUGUCGUGGCUCUCCGCAGGUCGCCGAAAAUCUGCCUCUUGAUCUCCUCACGCAACUUGUUGUCCUGGGCAGACAAACAAAAAUCGAUGAUGACAGUGCGUUUGUGAAGUCCCUCCGCUCAUGCACACGUGCGCUUACCUCUUCACCCUGUGUGGUGAGGAUGACUUUGGCCACAAAUGGGAAGCGGGACUCGUUGACGACCAAACCCAAAUGGGCGAAGUUCUCCUGACCGAAGUCCGCCUUCCUCUUGAGCCACCCCACAAAGCCGUCCUUGGUGCACUUGCCGUCCGCUGAAAAUAGAGGGGAAAUGUGCAAACUCACGUGAGUGUGAGUGUGAGUGUGUGUUACUUACAGCCGUGCUUCUUUUUGACGUCAUAGAAGUACUCGAUGAAGUGCUUGACCAGCUGCUGUCUGCCCACCGCCGUGGGGGCACGCUGUAGAGCCGCUGGCAAGUGGAACGCCUUCAUCACGUCAGGCAGCAACCAUAAGGGACCUACAACAACUCAUCAAGAGAUCACGCCUACUGAUGCAAUUCACAAUAUCUCCCUCCCAUGCUAACCUAGCAAUUCCAUGAGAUCCAGCUGCUUCUGCUUCUCAAAGUGUCGGCGUGCGGCCUGCUCGAAGUCCGUCACGCUCCCGAAGCUCUUCUGGAACGCGUAGACUUCAGCUAGGUCGCCAACGUCGGCCUCGGCGUCCCUCAGUCUUCUCAGUAUUGGCACGAAGAAGGGGCCCUGGAGCAUGCCCCUCUUGGUGGGCAGGCACACGCCUAGCUUACUGGCGUCCUCAAACCCGUAAGCCUGAGGGAUGACAGAAACGAGGAGGCAAAAGCAUGGUGCGUGAUAUGAGUAGAGGCUAGGCAUGUUGGUACCUGGCAUAUCUCCCUAAUGACAUCAAUGUAUCUCGCCGGCUGGCCGUGCUGCUUGCGGCGCUCAACAAUGUCGGUCGCUGCACGACUCACCUGCAUACACCACACACACACACACACACACUUGUGUGCACACAGUCCUUUACUUCUGCACACAUGCAUCAUUUUGGCCCUUCUGCCUACUUGGUUCCGCCACAUGAGUGCGUUGAUUGCAUGCACCGCAUUGAGAUUCACACCCAGCUGUGUGAUAUCAUCUAUCUGAAAGCUGCGCGCCAGUUCCUGACACAGCUCCUGGUAGAAGACCUCAUUAGAGGGAUCCUCAUAAGGUGUCUUCUUGCGAUGGGCCGAGAUGAGCUCGAUGGCGAUUUCGCUGAUCCGAUUGUACCACUGCUGCUGCUGCUGCUGUUGCUGCGGGAAGUGCUGAGGACCGCCUCGCCGAGGAGGGCGGAAGGGUGACGGACUAUCACCCUGUGAAUGCAUUUGCGAUAGAUCUAGAGUACUGUAGAAACAGUCAGUAGCUCGUCAGCCAGAUGCCUGCGAGAAGGAACACGUCAGCAGUCAUCCACAGCAGGAAUACACCAGUACUGUAGGAAUAGAUCAGACCACCAAGGGCGCCUCUUCGGCGAAAAAGCCACAGCAUCUUCUUACAGGUGUUCCUUCACAGCGGUGAAGACCUCGCACUAAUGUUGUUGUUGUGUUCUGCU